AACGUUGUGUCGCUUUACCGGCGGUGAUAAGGCGCUGCCAGAGCUGGCAACAACAUACGUUCUGCUUCACGGAACCCGUGCAGCUGAAACCAACCAAUAUGGAGCCGUGACGGGCCGGACCGGAACGCGGAUUCAUGCUCGGUAGGUGACCGGAGCCCGAGCUACUUUUCGCCGUCGAGCUGAGAGCCGCUAACGGCCGCGCGGGUCGCUGGAGAAGCUACAAUGAGCUCGGAGCGCCAGAGCGACAGCGAGGACGCCGACGAGUCGCAGGACAGGCCCGACGGCGGCAGCGACAAAGACGAGGACCCCGAUAUCGACGACUCGGACGAGGACGAUGACAUCGCCCAGAGGGUUUCUCCUCCGCCGCCUGGGAGCACCGAGAACCGGCCGGGGCGCGGCGAGGGCUCCCCCGCGCCAGAGGAGCGAGAGCCCCGCUGCCCACCGGCCGCCGCCACCGCGCCGCAGAAGGGGAGCGGCGGCAGCGACGGCGGGGGCUCCGGCACCGACAUGGGCCGGGGGAGCAGCCUGUUCUCCUGGCUGCAGAGCAGGACUAUAAGACGGGGGGUGUUUGUGGACCCGGCCCGGGACAACUUCAGGACAAUGACCAGCCUGUACUGCUCCAUGAAUCCGGCUGUGGAGUCGGUGGACCUGAGCACCAAGACCCAUGGAGCCGUGUUCAACCUGGAGUACUCCCCGGACGGGUCUGUUCUGACCGUGGCCUGUGAGCAGACCGAGGUCCUCCUGUUUGAUCCCAUCUCAUCCAGACACAUCAAGACCCUGACGGAGGCCCACGAGGACUGCGUCAACAACAUACGGUUUUUGGACAAUCGCCUGUUUGCCACCUGCUCCGACGACACCACAAUAGCAUUAUGGGAUCUCCGGAAGCUGAACUCGAAGGUUUGCUCGCUGCACGGCCACGCCAGCUGGGUGAAGAACAUCGAGUACGACACCAACACCCGGCUGCUCGUCACGUCCGGCUUCGACGGCAACGUCAUCACGUGGGACACUAACAGGUUUACUGAGGACGGCUGCCCGCACAAAAAGUUCUUCCACACUCGCUACCUGAUGAGGAUGCGUCUGACGCCCGACUGUUCCAAGAUGCUGAUUUCUACUUCCUCAGGCUACCUGCUGAUCCUCCACGACCUGGACCUCACCCAGUCCCUGGAGGUGGGCAGCUACCGGAUGCUGCGAGCUCGACGGACCCCCCUCAGCUCAGAUGGAGGCACGUCAGCGUCCAGGUCGGCCAGCACUCCUCGCCAGGGAAACGACUCCAGUAAGAUCCAUCCUCACAGAGAAGGCCUUUCACCCAGGAACAGCCUGGAGGUUCUGACUCCAGAGAUCCCAGGAGAGAGGGACCGAGGGAACUGCAUCACCUCCCUGCAGCUGCACCCGAAAGGCUGGGCGACGCUGAUCCGCUGCUCCAGCAACAUGGACGACCAGGAGUGGACUUGUGUCUACGAGUUCCAGGAGGGAGCCCCCACCCGUCCGCUGGUGUCGCCCCGCUGCUCGCUCCGCCUCACCCACUACAUCGAGGAGGCCAACGUGGGCCGAGGCUACAUCAAGGAGCUGUGCUUCAGCCCCGACGGCCGGCUCAUCUGCUCUCCGUACGGCUACGGCGUCCGGCUGCUGGCCUUCGACGAGCGCUGUGGCGAGCUGGCCGACUGCAUGCCCGUCCAGACCAGCUGCCUCAGGGAGGUCCGCUCCAUCUACUCGCACAGCGAUGUGGUUCUCACCACAAAGUUCUCCCCAACGCACUGCCAGCUGGCCUCGGGCUGCCUCAGCGGACGCGUGGCUCUUUACCAGCCCAAGUUUUAGCAUCCGACACUGAAGAACGACACUCUGCAGACCUGGGUGAAGAAGUGCUCAUCAGGGCUGCUGCACAGAAAUGUAUCACAGAAGCAUUUACCUGUUGAUAAUUAUUGAUAGUUACUCAAAAUUUUUGUGUAUCCAAACCAUCAAAGCAAACUGUUUUUUUUUUUUUUUUUAAAUUCUCAAAAAUGUCCCCAAAUGGAAUACCUGGCAUUUGUUUUAAAGUGCUCCGUAAGCCAAAUGAGAGGGAUUCCACGCUCCUGGAGAUCUUUUAAACACCAAGUUUAGUAUUGUGAUCAUCUAUAUGGAAAGCAGCCCUGAAAAAGUACUUCUACACUCAGGUCUGCAGCUGUGAAGCAGGCUGAGGAAGUACUCUCUACUCGCAGCCCUUUGAUAAGCUGCAUCAGCCUCUGAACAUCAAGAAAAAAAAAAGGCAGUUGGGCUUUGCAAACUAGACUCCGACCCAGACCGAGGAGCGAGUUUGGAGUCCAAACGCGGAAGCUCUGGAGCUGCAUUCGAACUCUGCGGCUCUUUUUCAUACUAAAGGUUGAUUUUGGUCUCUAUAGCAGUAGGAUUUUUUUUUUUUUUUGAGACUCGGCACAUCCAGAUGUUGCCGUCUCAGGACAAAACGAACACUAAAGGAUGCAAACAGACAGACGACAAACCCAUAAAGCCUGAAGCGUCCUCCGCUGCGCAUCCUGUCGCUCUCUGCUGCUCUGCUCAUGCCUUUUUUUCCACAGGUGCUGCUUCUCUGCUCAUACAAUCUGAACUCCAGACUUCAAGGACCUCAUCAUCAGCAUCAUCUUCGACGCCUUUACCUUUCUUUUUUUGUUUUUUCCUCCUUCCUUAACCUUUUUUAGCAAGUUUUACUGAUGUAAUGAUGUUGGCACUACUCAUAGCACGGUGUUUUCCAUUGAUUCUGCGCUUUUGUGGUGUCCAUUUUACAUCGGAAUCAGUUCUCAUUUCACUUCAUUUCACUGUUUUUGUGUUUAAAAAAAAAAAAAAAAAAAACUCCAGCUGCUGUCAGUACCCAGUUUCUGUACAAACAAAAUUGUACUUGCAAUCAUGCAGUUCUUUCCUACAACACAAGGCUGGCAUUAUUAUAUAUUUUCACAACUGAAACAUCUGGCUUUUAUCGUAUAUUUGUUCGGGGCUACUUCCAGCAGCAAAAUAAUACACAUUAAUACAAUUUUGGUCCACUCAGGAGUAUUUUCAGCUCCAGAAAGUUACAACUACUGUGCUCUUGUGUGACUGACUAAUGUGUUUUUAAUAGUUUUGUGGACAACAUCGAAGAAAUAAGCUAUUUCAGGCUUUGGAGGAACGGGUAAUAUUCGCUGGAUUAACUCGUCGUUAUUGGGGAUUUACUGACUCCAAGAAAAAUGUAAAAUACUGCCAGCCCUCUUCUUCAGCUGCCUCGUUUAUUUACCUGUUGCCAAGAGAUGUGAAGUAUUUUUUUGUCCCUGAAUCUUAUUUUGUUCACUCUAUGUUCCCAUCACUUGAAGUUUUUAGUGUUGUCAUGAAGCUGACCACCCAGGCUUUUUUUUUUUUUUUUUUUUUUUAAAUAUUUUCCUCUCUACCGAGCGCUUUGACUGUUCUAGUAUCAGCAACGCUUUUGUGUUUUCAACCAGUGUAGUAUAGCUGCUGUAAGCACACGCCUGAUUGUAAACUGGCUGCAGUAACGUACUGACUGACCGCAGAAUAGAUAAUAACUCGCUGUUAGAAACAAACAAAACAAAAAGAUAGACAUAAGCCUAUACUACUAUGCAUACCCGCCUUUAUGAAGAUUCUCCUUUCUUGUUUAUGCGAGGCUCUGUGUUUGAGCUAUCAGAUGCCAAAAUGUGUUUUUUGCUUGGAGUUGUCUGUAGUGAACCGUGAGCUGAGAGCGAAAAAGAGAACAUCUGCUAUUCAAAAAUAGGAAAAAAUGUGAAUUUUUUGAGGAAUUGUUGGAGAACACGCUUUCUGGUGAUGUCUUUAUGGUGUUUGAUACGACUCAGCUAUUGUAAUUGCAGUUUUCUGACCGAUAUUGCAAUUUGAACCAGAAUUUAUUUGUUUAAAGUCAAGCUUCAGUUUGAUAUUCACCAUUUAGUAUAUUUUAAAUAUGUGAUGAAGCAUUGCAGCAGGCGAAACAAUCAAAAACGUGACUGUCACACAAAGAGGAAAGCAUGUAUUUGUCAAACCUUUAAUACAUUUUAAAACCUGGUUCAGAUACACUGCAUACUCAGUGUUUCAAAUUGCAAUUUUACACCAUUUCAUUGUGCAUCUCUUGUGUUAAAUCAGAUUUUGUGGCAUUGAUGUUACUUUGGACAAGUGGUUGUUGAUAUCUGUGUUAUUCAGACUUUAAAACAGGUGACAAAAAGGUUUGUAUACCUAACAAUAUUCAGAUCCUACAUGUUUUAGCUCCAGGUACAAUUAGGUGAUGAUUUUAGACCUAUAAUGUGAGCAUUUGCAGCUUUUAAAAUAAGUUGCUGCAGAUGUGUAAGAGCGCUGCAGCUAAUAUUAAUUUCCAUUGUUGACUUUUUAUCCUGAUUAAUGGAGGAGUUGUUUGGUCUAUAAAAUAUCAUAAAAGGGUGAAAAAUGUUGAUCACUGUUUCCCAAAGUCUAUAAUGAUGGAUUCAAUUAUCUUGUUUUGUCCACAACCCAAAGAUAUUCAGUUUAAAGUCAUCGAGAAGUAAAGAAAGUAGAAAAUGUCCACUUUUACUUUGUAAAUGCAAAGCUAGCAUCCGGUUAGCUUAGCAUAAAGACUGUAAAUGUAGGAAAUUAGCUUUUUUUUUAACGCGUUUUAGCUCCGACAAAAUCCACGGACAGCACCUCCAAAAGUCAGCAAUUAACGGUUGUAUAUAUUUUUGUUUAAUGCUUACGCAUAAAAACCGUAAAAGUGUAAAUUCAACAUUUUUGGGGGUUCGUCUAUUUCUUGGGUGGGAUCAGUAACUUCCCUGGCCCCUCUACUGGUUGUUUGGCAACGUCACAUAACCGUUGUUUAAAUGGUAAAUUGUGGGUGUUGCACUUCGGGUUUUGUAUAGUUGAAACAAACAAGAUAUGAAGUGUUCACAUGUGAGUUUCGGAUGUGCAGGUAGAUGGGUUUUCAAAAAAAAAAGUCAAGCUAGCUGUUUUCUAAUGUAUUUCACUUUUGCUAAGAAGCUAAUGCUAACCGGCUGCUAGCGUGCUAGCUUCGUAUUAGCCGUGAACUCACCGCCAGAAAACAUUUUGGAAAAAAAAAAAAGAGGAAUUGUGUGUUUUAGUGUGAAAAGAUGAAGUUGUCAAAACAGCAGAUGUGAUUCUACAGUUCCCAGCUCACAACAUGGUCCUGUAAGUAAAGAGAAAGGAUGCUUUUAACACGUUGUACCUCAGUUUACUGCUCAAAAUAUGUGUGUUUUUCCACUGUAGGCUCAAUUUCACCUUCAGCUCAGUCAAUUCAGGGAGUUUUGUUUUCUGCAGUAGCUGAAUUUCUCGUUUUAAACAAAUUACAAAUCCAAAAUUCAUCAGUACACUCCGACAUUUCUUAAUUUAAUUGACUGAGCUGACUGUUAAAGGAUGCUUUGUAUUCACUGCUGCUUUUAUUUCAAUUCCACUCCCAAGCUCUUCCCAGAGAAGUGUCUUAUCUGCCAUUUUCACUUCAGGUAUAGCAACUAUAAACCUGGGUUCAUUCUUAUGGAUUGCAUUUUUUUUUUUUGUUUAAUUUUUUUGUCCAGUUCUGGGUUUUAACCUGUGCUCAGCUGUGGGUUAAAUGAAUGUUCCCGGUAGUUCUGUUGUGUUCGCCUAGGCUGGAGGAAAGGUAGACAAGACAUGAAAACAUGUUGAAUAUUGUUGGCACUGUUGUUUCCUACAUGACUAUUUACAGCAAGUAAUCCGACCAGUGAUACUAAACAUGGUACUUACUAUCACAGAAAUAAAAGUUAGCUUCUUUUGCA
This is a messenger RNA of Acanthochromis polyacanthus (spiny chromis), 5717 nucleotides long. It is a transcript of the gene wdr32, whose product is annotated as WD repeat domain 32. NCBI's taxonomy places the organism in Eukaryota, Metazoa, Chordata, Actinopteri, Pomacentridae. The coding region runs from base 223 to 1815 and encodes 530 amino acids. The record is from RefSeq and is a predicted model, not a curated record. Gene Ontology annotation, cellular component: Cul4-RING E3 ubiquitin ligase complex. The transcript has 7 exons. Gene Ontology annotation, molecular function: protein binding.